GCCUCUCUUUUCAUUGCGAGAGUAGCUGGUAAGCAAGAGAUUAGAGAGUGCGCCAAACCCCCUUAUAAUGCGCACACCUCUUCUCUCUCGCCUUCCUCUCUCAAACCCUUAUUAGAUCCUCAGCUUCAAGCACCUAUCUCUCUCUCUCUCUCUUUUCAUCCCUCUUACUCUAACCCUGGAACAUUUCUCCUACCAUUCCUGCUCCUCUUCCUCCAGAUUUUGAGGAACUUAUGGGGAAGAAGGUUAAGAAGAAGGCUAGAGCUCCUCAAAAGGAGAAGUGGGUUCCAUCUGAUUCCCCGAAGAAGGUUGCUGAACAAAGCAACCCAAGCGUUAAGGAUGAUGGUGAUGAUGGAGUUUCAGUUGCAAAAGUGAGAAAUGCUUGUCCUCACAUUGACAAAGGUGUUGAUUUGAAUAAAUUGCAAGCUAAAAUUGGGUCUUCAGCAGUUAUUAGGUGUGAAGAUUGCAGGGAAGGCGCCAUUGAUAGGAAAGGGGGUAAAGGAAAGGGCAAACAUGGUAAGAAGAAAGGAGGUGCUGAUUCUAAAUCCGAGUCAAAAUCUGUAUGGCUUUGUUUAGAAUGCGGUCAUUAUGCUUGUGGUGGGGUUGGACUUCCAAUAACCCCUCAGUGCCACGCAGUUCGGCAUGCAAGGCAAACUCGUCACCCAUUGGUGGUGCAGUUUGAAAACCCACAGUUGCGAUGGUGCUUCCAGUGCAGCACACUUAUUACCAUUGAUAAGACGGGGGAGAAUGGUGAAGAAAAAAAUGUCUUUUCUGAUGUUGUGAAAUUAAUUAAGGGUCAUUCGUCGGAGAACUCAUCAGGUGAUGUCGAGGAUGUAUGGUUUGGUAGUGGCAGUGUGACAAGCGAAAUCAAAUCAGCUAGCAAUACAUCAAGCCUUUUGGAUGGAAGAGGAGGUUAUGCAGUAAGAGGAUUAGUUAAUCUUGGUAACACUUGCUUCUUCAAUUCUAUUUUACAGAACCUUCUAGCUAUUGAUAGGUUGCGGGUUUACUUCUUAAAUUUUGAAGCACCUGCCGGACCGCUUACUAUUUCCUUGAAGAAACUCUUUACUGAAACAAAACCAGAGGCAGGAUUCAAGAAUGUGAUAAACCCUAGAUCGUUUUUCGGUUGUGUCUGUUCCAAGGCUCCCCAGUUUAGGGGCUAUCAGCAGCAAGACAGUCAUGAAUUGCUUCGUUGCUUACUGGAUGGAUUGUGUACUGAGGAGUUGAGUAUGAGGAAACGUACAAGUUCUUCCCAGCAAAAUGAGGAUUCAUCAAAUCCAGUUCCUACGUUUGUUGAUGCUGUAUUUGGGGGACAGGUAUCAAGUACUGUUCGCUGUGUUGAAUGUGGUCACUCAUCAACUAUCUAUGAGUCAUUCUUAGAUCUGUCACUGCCAGUCCCAACCAGGAAAUCCCCACCUAAGGCUUCCCUACCAAGCUCUCGAGCAAAGAAGACGAAGCUUCCACCCAAGAGGACUGGAAAGGUUCGAUCUAAAAUUAACAAAGACAAGAACUCUGCAACAUCUCCAAGUGUGGCAACCACAUCAACCAGCGGUGAGCUCUCUAACCAGGUACAGUCAAGUUCUACUGAGCUAAAUGUACCUGAACAAAACGGCUUGGUUAUGAAGAAUCUAUCAGCUGUCCAAGAAUCUCAACAUGAACAAGUCUUUGAGAAUGCAGCAGGAGAACAAGCAUCAGCUUUGUUAGAUGACUUUACAUGGAUGGAUUAUCUUGAUGAUGGAAAUAUAUUAGAUGACUAUGAUUUGACUUCAGAAAAUGCUAUUGUUUCAAUUGUUCAAGAUCCUAAAAGUAUUAAUACAUCUCUUAAUGAUGUCUCACAACAGAGUGGCUCUGAGAUCAGUGAUAAGGAUUUCAAGGUUACUGGAGAACAGAAUGUAAAACCAAACUUUUCUUCAGUGAAUGCUGAGGAGGACGAGCUCCCAUUGCAGGUUCAAAGUUCUGAAAUUUUAUUGCUUCCAUAUAAAGAAGAUCAGAGUUCUGAAAUGUUGUUGCUUCCACAUAAGGAAGGAUGUUCCAUCACUGGGGAAAUCAUGGGAGGAGAAGGAGAGGCAUCGUCAUCAACUGUGGGUUGUGGACAAGAUGAUUUUGAUGGCUUUGGAGACUUAUUCAAUGAGCCUGAGCCUGAGGUUGUUGCUGGGCCCAGUCCAAGGCCCUCUACUGGUGAGGAAGGUACAGCAACUAGUCUUGUAGCUAGUGAGUCUGAUCCUGAUGAAGUUGAUGAUACAAAUUCUCCGGUCUCUGUAGAGAGUUGUUUAGCUCAUUUCAUAAAGCCUGAGCUUCUUGCCAAUGAAAAUGCUUGGCAUUGUGAGAACUGUUCCAAAUCUCUGAAGCGCCAAAGGUUGGAAGCAAAGAAGCGGCAAAAAGCUGCAACUAAAUGUUUGAUAAAUGGAUGUGAGACUAGAGUCCAAAGUGUUUCUCUGAGUUCAGACACUGCUGAUAUCAGUAAUAUUAGUAAUGGAAAUAUCAAAAGCAAUACUGGUUGCAACCAAUUUGGUGAAAACUUGGUUUUGGAUGAUGGGAAGAUGAAUUGCUCGAGCGAAAAUUGCACAUCAAUUGAGAAUGCUCUAUCAGAUAAGAUGAUUCCUGUUGUUUGUCAACAACAAGAAGGAAACAGUGAGAUGAAAGAUGUACUUCCAACAGAAUCAAAUACUUUGGAUUGCAAUAACAGUGAUACUCUAGAAAGUAUUAGCAGUCAAGCCAUUGAUACAUGUGCUGAUGUGCCUAGUUGUGCUGGAUGUGCCUCUGAAAAUGCUCCACAGACAAAUUCUAAGUUAUUAGAUGAUUGUGAAUUAGAAGCAAGUGAAGAUGAGGAAAUAAAUUCCAAACAUGUGAAGGUGAAGAGGGAUGCGACAAAACGGGUCCUAAUUGACAGGGCCCCGCCUAUUUUGACCAUUCAUCUCAAAAGGUUUAGCCAAGAUGCUCGUGGUCGCUUAAGUAAAUUGAACGGCCAUGUCACUUUCAGAGAAAAAAUUGAGCUCAGACCAUAUAUGGAUUCCAGGUGCAGAGAAAAGGAGAGGUAUGAAUACCACCUAAUCGGGGUUGUGGAGCAUUCUGGGACCAUGCGAGGAGGCCAUUAUGUUGCAUAUGUGAGAGGUGGUGAAAGGAGCAGAGGAAAAGCUGAGAAGGAGAAGAUUGGUCACGUGUGGUAUUAUGCUAGUGAUGCACAUGUACGUGAGGUUUCCCUAGAUGAGGUGCUUCGCUGUGAGGCCUAUAUCUUAUUCUAUGAAAAAACUUGAGCUGGAUUAAUCUUCAUUACAGUGUUUCUAAAGAUACAGUUCAGGUAGGGGAGAGGGCACAGAGAAGGAAAGUGAUUGUGUGUGUGUGUGUUUUUGAGAGAGAGAGAGAAAGAGAGAUUAAAAGAGAGGAAAACCAGAGGCGAGUGUCCACCAUAUGUUUUGAUACCCAUUCUUUCAAAGUGUAAUGACCUUUUAGGCGUUUAGAUGUACACUUUAAAGUUAUAUCAUCAGAAAAAGGGGGUUUUCUUUCAUAGUCCCAUCACCCCAGGGACCUUAA
Molecule: messenger RNA, 3525 nt
Organism: Rosa rugosa (rugosa rose)
Lineage: Eukaryota; Viridiplantae; Streptophyta; Magnoliopsida; Rosales; Rosaceae
Product: ubiquitin carboxyl-terminal hydrolase 2
Exons: 3
Coding region: 231-3248 (1005 amino acids)
Biological process (GO): protein deubiquitination
Cellular component (GO): cytosol; nucleus
Molecular function (GO): cysteine-type deubiquitinase activity; cysteine-type endopeptidase activity; zinc ion binding
Source: RefSeq, a predicted model, not a curated record